GGCGUUGUCUUCGCGUCUGGUCACACUGCUGGCAUAAGUUUUUUUUCGCACAACUCAGAAUUGUCGUGAAAAUCCACGUUUUGGCCCAAAAUGACCACAAUUGCGGAUUUAUUCACAAAGUAUAAUUGCACAAAUUGCCAGGAUGAUAUUCAAGGCAUUCGAGUGCACUGCGCGGAGUGCGAAAACUUCGAUUUAUGUUUGCAAUGCUUUGCCGCAGGUGCGGAAAUCGGUGCCCAUCAAAAUAACCAUGCCUACCAGUUCAUGGACACGGGUACCUCCAUAUUGAGUGUAUUUCGUGGAAAGGGGGCGUGGACGGCACGAGAGGAGAUCCGCCUGUUGGAUGCAAUCGAGCAGUACGGCUUCGGAAACUGGGAGGACAUUAGCAAGCACAUUGAGACGAAGUCGGCGGAGGACGCCAAGGAGGAGUAUGUGAAUAAGUUCGUGAAUGGCACGAUUGGAAGGGCCACUUGGACGCCGGCCCAGAGCCAGAGACCCCGCCUUAUAGAUCACACAGGAGACGACGACGCUGGUCCUCUGGGCACCAAUGCACUCUCCACCUUGCCUCCAUUGGAAAUCAACUCCGAUGAGGCCAUGCAGCUGGGCUACAUGCCCAACAGGGACAGCUUCGAGCGGGAGUACGACCCCACGGCAGAGCAACUGAUCUCCAACAUCUCUUUAAGCUCUGAGGAUACGGAGGUGGAUGUGAUGCUUAAGCUGGCCCACGUGGACAUCUACACCCGCCGACUUAGAGAGCGGGCUCGCAGAAAACGGAUGGUCAGGGACUAUCAGUUGGUAUCAAAUUUCUUCCGCAACAGAAAUUACGCUCUGCAACAAGGUCUCACAAAAGAGCAGCGCGAGUUCCGUGACAGAUUUCGGGUCUACGCCCAGUUCUACACUUGUAACGAGUAUGAACGGCUGUUGGGAUCACUGGAGCGAGAAAAGGAACUACGCAUUCGACAGUCAGAGCUAUACCGAUACCGGUACAAUGGCCUGACCAAAAUUGCGGAAUGCACCCACUUUGAGCAGCAUGCCGCAACAGCGACGCACCGCUCUGCAGUACCUUAUGGCCACGGGAAGACCGACCACACGCAACCAUCCAAUGGAAGUCAUCGGCCGCCAAGCUCUUCCUUGCACUCCCCACAACCGAAUCUCAGAAAGGUCGAAAUGUCAAGCGGCGCCGAGGUAAGUUCAAAUUCAAUCGCACCAAGAAACACGCUCCACAUCGCCGACCCGACCUGCUCCGGCGCAUUAUUGCCCAGCAAAAACUACUUGGAUAGCUGUCGGGGAUCGUCGGCAGCUACGAUGCUGCAGACGACGGGAAUGGGGGCAACAGUGGACUCGGGAGCGACGACGGGAGUGACUUCCACGGCUACGACGAUGGCGAAUCUGCCCACGAACUCGGCGAAGGGAAGCCAACAACAUCUGCAGCCGCUUCAGCAGCAUUCUCAGCUCCUGCAAAGCGGAAACCAGCACAAAAUGCAAAACGAGGCUGCCGGCGCAGGCAGUGAGCAGGUGCCCAGCAUGAGCCUAAAAUUGCGCACCCAGCUGGAGGAACUGAAGCACCUGCCCCAGCCGCUGGGCAGUGAACUGCUCAGUCACAACGAGCUGGAUCUGUGCAAGAAGCAUAAUAUUACGCCCACCACCUACCUCUCGGUUAAGACUGUCUGCUUGAGCGGAGCACCAUCGCUGGGCAGUCCCAUGGAGACUUCGCUGCGCAAGUUCUUCAUCAAGUGCGGCUGGCUGAGCCACUGAACACCAUUCAACUUCCCGCGCCCCCUUGAUUAAGAGCUAAAUGCAUUUAUAAGGACUUCACUUUAUUUUAUUGGUUAGAAUAGGUUAAAGACAUUUUUAUACUGUUCAACUUUCGUUGCCAUUUUCAUCGUGGUUAAAACUACAAAACUGAAAAUCCAUUUACUUGUAUCAAGUCAAGCUCAAUUACAUAAAGUUUGGUUCCUUUGAGUGAGAUGUCGGGAUUCAGAUAUUCUGUAUUAACUAAGCUUAAGUAGGUGACCCAACCAAUUGAAUAUGUAUGAUAUGACGUGUAAAUGAAGUAAUAAAUGUAAUAGUGAAUGUGAAA
Messenger RNA from Drosophila santomea, 2077 nucleotides. RefSeq names its product transcriptional adapter 2B (gene Ada2b). The transcript is spliced from 4 exons. Gene Ontology annotation, cellular component: SAGA-type complex; nucleus. The record is from RefSeq and is a predicted model, not a curated record. Gene Ontology annotation, biological process: chromatin remodeling; regulation of transcription by RNA polymerase II. Gene Ontology annotation, molecular function: transcription coactivator activity; chromatin binding; zinc ion binding. The coding region runs from base 91 to 1752 and encodes 553 amino acids. NCBI's taxonomy places the organism in Eukaryota, Metazoa, Arthropoda, Insecta, Diptera, Drosophilidae.